AAACGCGUUUCAACCACUCUGCUGGGCGACAGCGCCGUGCGUGUGUCCUAUCAACAUGUUAUCAGAUCUGCCCUGAGAGGACCCGCCCCGGAACCAGUAUGUGCAACUUACAAAUGAGUCGCUAAGGUAGUUUUGGUUCCUAUUAGAAGACGGUCCUACUGGGAAAAGCGCGGGAAUAGCGCCAUCUUUUAGAAAAUAUAAGCCACAGGAUAUUACUUAUGGGGUGUAAUUAUUUUUGACAAAACUAAACGCAGUUUGUGUGGUUUGUUAUAUAAAUGUAAGUAUCUGUCACCGAAAUGGCGAAAAGAUUACUUUAUUCUCCAAGCAAGAGUAACGCUGCAGGUGUAAAGUUCCGGGAGGCCUCUUCUGACAUACUCACAGAUUUUCUUGUCAAUCUCAACAAAAGAAACAAAGAUAACCUCCGGAGUUUAACGAACUAUAGCGGGAACUUCAAGAAUAAGAGAGCCGUUGAGUACAUCUUCCUGAUAACUGAUAAACUGAGGCUGGACCCGCUGGUCGGCUACCACGCCAUUGAAUUACUUCAGAGGUUCAUGGUCAAUCACAUUGAAGAUUUGCUCACCACACCCACAUCUCAAGGCGCAAAUGCUAAUCUUCCAAGAAGUUGUGAGGAUGCUCUUUUUGACACACUUAAGGACAAAUUCCCGCUCAUCGUCUUCUCCUGCGUCCAGAUUGCGAGCAAACUGUCUCUGCACAGUCACAUGAUCAACAACAAUACUGCUGUACGCUUUCUGGACUCGGUCGGCUGCAGCGUUUCCAAACAGGCUGUCCUGGAUUCAGAGCUGAUGGUUCUGAAAGGACUUAAGUUCAGACUAAAUGUGCCCAACCCACUGACAUAUGUGGAAAUACUUUUGGAGGUUCUCGGAUACAAUGAGCCAUCAGUCCCUAUAGAGUGCCUUCAUCACCUCUGCCACCACGUUCUCCAGUUCAUCAGCCUGGAGCGGGCUGCCGUCUAUGAAACCUUGCUAAAGGUGACCACUGAGUGUGUCAGCCCAUCCAGGGAACAGAGAAAGAAGUUUGUGCCAGUGACAGAAGACUGCAUGCUUCUCGGUGUUGGUGUCAUCGCUGUGGCUGCGUUCAUCCUCCUUGUCAGAAAGUGGGAAAAGGUAGUUGGAGAACUGAGCCACAUCACAGGAAUCUCAAAAAGGAGCAUCACCGAUUUUGCUCAUGCAACUCUGGUGCACAUUGUUGGCAUCGGCUCCCAGUCCAUGUAGACUCCACUCUCAGUCACUGAGUCUUUAUCCCGUUUACUUUUGUUGGUACGGAGCAUCCGCUCUACGUUUCAUUAAGGUUUUUGGCACAAGGAAAAAAAACAUCCAUGUGCUGCAACGAACUGUCAUCAAAACAAAUGAAUAAAUCUCUAAAGAUUGGUUUGUGUUAGAGCUAAUGUUCAUUCUAUAAAGCCAAUCAAUGAAGAUAUCACAGAUGUUGAAAUACAGCUGAUUUGGUUUCAAAUAUAGCUGCUAACACUUAUUCACUUGCUUAUAUUUGAUGCACUGACUUCAGGGGGGGAUUAAGUGUUCUUGUUCUUAUUAGGUAGGCAGUGAAUGAAGCUCAUGUAGUGAUUCUUGGUAACAGGGAGUUAGUUGUGACUACAUGUAGUAAAGCUGCUGAGAUUUCCACUACAUCAGGACACAAAAGCAUAGAGGAAAUGUAAUAUAGUUAUAAUCCUUCAAAACGCUGUCUUUUUGUUAACUUAAUUUUGCCACUGUUUCAAUUUACCUGUUGAUAUCUGUUUGUUUUUUUUUGGUUGUGUUUUCAUCUGUGCCUCGCAGUUUUCACCUCCUAGUCAGUCACCUUCUAAGUGAGUGUGUGUCCUGGGCUGUUGGCCCGGCGCUUUGUGUUUGGUUUUGAUAUUGUGUUAUGUUGUUUUCCUUAUGUUGGGCCCCUGGUUUGAUUCCCCGUGGAUUCUUUUGUUGUGGAUAUUUGUGUGUUUAUCCGCUGCCCUUGUGUCAAGUUCAUGUGUCCUAGUCCUGGUCUUUGUGUUUAGUUACUUCCUGUUUUAUUUUGGUGUGUCUUUGGUUCCUGUGUCUCCCUCACAGGUGUUCCCUAUUGUCUCGUUACCUGUGUGUAUAUUUUGUCUCAGGCUCCCGUUGUUGUUUGUUGUCCUCUGUUCCUGCUGUGCGCCUCAUGUUUUAAGUCCACGUCAAGAAGUCGAGUCACGGUUAGUUUUGGAGUUGAAGUUUGUGCUGCUGGUUCCUGUCUUUUG
Archocentrus centrarchus (flier cichlid) is the source of this 2227-nucleotide messenger RNA. RefSeq names its product cyclin N-terminal domain containing 1 (gene cntd1). Gene Ontology annotation, cellular component: site of double-strand break. Bases 297 to 1232 code for a protein of 311 amino acids. The transcript is spliced from 7 exons. The record is from RefSeq and is a predicted model, not a curated record. Gene Ontology annotation, biological process: reciprocal meiotic recombination. NCBI's taxonomy places the organism in Eukaryota, Metazoa, Chordata, Actinopteri, Cichliformes, Cichlidae.